Molecule: messenger RNA, 1353 nt
Organism: Saprolegnia parasitica CBS 223.65
Lineage: Eukaryota; Oomycota; Saprolegniomycetes; Saprolegniales; Saprolegniaceae
Product: AGC protein kinase
Exons: 14
Coding region: 1-1353 (450 amino acids)
Biological process (GO): protein phosphorylation
Molecular function (GO): protein serine/threonine kinase activity; ATP binding
Source: RefSeq, a predicted model, not a curated record
AUGCCCUUCUGCUGCCAGUGCCUCACGACCAAGGGCUUCAACAAGUUCCAUGCGCUCGAGAAGGUCAAGGCGCGGGCGACGUGCAAGGAGUGCGUCAAGGGCGGCCGCACGGUGCUGAGCCCGUGUGCCGAAGCCGAGUCCGAACCGCCCAUGACGCCGCCGAGCGCCGCGCCCAAGAAGACGUCGGGCACGACGAUCGAUGAUUUCGAGUUUCUUAGCGUCAUUGGCAAGGGCGCGUUUGGGAAGGUGCUCUUGGUGCGACACAAGGCGACGCGCCAGAUGCAUGCGAUGAAGAUCAUUAGCAAGCAGUUUCUUGUCGAAAUGAACAGCGUCGAGUACAUGAAAUCGGAGCGCGAGAUCAUGACCAAAGUCAGCCAUCCGUUCAUCAUUGGCCUCAAAUACGCGUUCCAAACCGACUCCAAGGUCUACCUCAUCAUGGAGUACCAGCCGGGCGGCGAGCUCUUCUCACAUUUGGCGAAAGAAGGCCUCUUGAUGGAGGCCAAAGCCAAGUUUUACAUUGCGGAAAUGGUCUUGGCCAUCGAGCAUUUGCAUAGCAAGGGCAUCAUCCAUCGAGAUCUCAAGCCCGAGAAUGUGCUUAUUUCGGCCGAAGGGCACGUCAAGCUCACGGACUUUGGUCUGGCCAAGCAAGUGAACGACGGCGACGAAGUCUUUACGUUUUGCGGCACGCAAGAGUACAUGGCGCCGGAAAUGAUCUUAGGCAACGGCUACACGCAGGCGGUCGAUUGGUGGUCGCUUGGCGCGCUCGCGUACGAGAUGCUCGUUGGGCGGUCGCCGUUUGAGACCAAGAACAAGAACCGCAAAGAACUGCACAAGAAAAUUCUCACGGCCAAGCUCGCACUGCCCAAAUGGCUCUCGUCCGACGCGCACUCGCUGCUCAAGUCGCUCCUCGAACGCAACGUGGACAAGCGUCUCGGCGCGGGCAAGUCGUCCAUGUUUGUUGUCCGCGGUGUCCAAGCCCUCAAGGCGCACCCGUUCUUCAAGGGCAUUGAUUGGAACGCCAUCGUGGCGCUGCAAGUCCCGCCGCCGAUGAUUCCGGUCAUUCACAGCGAGACGGACACGAGCAACUUUGACGCCGAGUUUACGGGCCUCCCGCCCACGGACCUCGACUGCUCCGAGUUUGGCGGCGACCGCGAUACGUUCCGCGGCUUUUCGUUCUGCGAAGGGGACCACCACGGCAGCAUCGACGCCAAGAAAACGCAUGCCGAUGACGACGCGCUCGUCGACAGCAUCGCGAACCUCGUCUUGCUCCGCACGCGGUCCAUGUCCCGCCGCGGCUCGAUCGAGCUCAGCGCACACGAGCCUCCGCAGCACGAAGAUACGACGAGCACGUAA